Messenger RNA from Leptinotarsa decemlineata (Colorado potato beetle), 4574 nucleotides. RefSeq lists its product as uncharacterized. The record is from RefSeq and is a predicted model, not a curated record. Gene Ontology annotation, molecular function: RNA helicase activity; ATP binding; nucleic acid binding. Lineage: Eukaryota; Metazoa; Arthropoda; Insecta; Coleoptera; Chrysomelidae.
UUUGCACGAAGCUCACUCACGGUUCAAGGGAACGGGAGUCUGAUCAAUUUGCGCGCUGACCAUCUGCGCAAGUAGAAAAUCAUUUGUUGGCCGGUCUGGUUGGAGCAGGAUAAUCUGCUCGGGAAGCCAUUGUAGAACUUCUGCUAAGACAUAACUGCCACAAUGCAGUAUAACAACGUAUUCCAUAAUAAUACUAUUUUCAGAUCAAGACCUGACCGAGGUGAUCAACAACAAUAUAACAAACCAUCAAAUUAUUGGUGCGGUCCCCCACAGCAUGCUAUGGCCCCAGUUCAGGAUUUUGGUGGUCCCAAAAUUUAUAAGAAAAAACAACAGUCUCAAGAUGAUAUUCAGCUUACCUUACCAGUUUGGACAGAAGCAGAUUUGAAACCAUUCAGGAAAAACUUUUAUGAACCACACAGCAACAUGAAAAACAGAACCCAAAAUGAUAUAGAUAAUUACAGGGAAGUAAAAGAUAUCAUUGUCAGGGGAACAGAUAUUCCUAACCCAAAUUAUUGCUUUGAGGAAGGAAGCUUUCCCGAUUAUAUUAUGCAAGUUUUAAUAAAGCAGGGAUUCAAUGAACCUACAGCUAUUCAAUCACAAGGUUGGCCUGUAGUAUUAUCCGGCAGAGAUUUGGUAGGCAUUGCCCAAACAGGCUCGGGCAAAACUCUUGCAUACAUGAUUCCUGCUACUAUCCACAUUAACCACCAACAAAGGGCACAAAGGGGUGAAGGGCCAAUCGCACUAAUUCUUGCUCCAACCAGAGAACUGGCACAACAGAUACAAAAAGUUGCACAUGAUUUUGGAUCAAAUACCAUGAUCCGUAAUACUUGUAUUUUUGGAGGUUCUCCAAAAGGACCUCAAGCGAGGGAUUUGGAAAGAGGUGUAGAGAUUGUAAUUGCUACCCCUGGUAGGCUUAUUGAUUUCUUAGAAAAAGGAACCACAAACUUGUCAAAGUGUACAUAUCUAGUGUUGGAUGAGGCUGACAGGAUGCUGGACAUGGGAUUUGAACCCCAGAUCAGAAAGAUAAUACAACAGAUCAGACCUGAUAGACAGGUGUUGAUGUGGUCUGCCACGUGGCCCAAACAAGUCCAGGCUCUCGCAGAGGAAUUUUUAGUAAAUUAUGUCCAGGUAAAUGUUGGAGGUCUGUCACUUUCUGCUAAUCAUAACAUAAAACAAAUUGUGGAAGUAUGUGAUGAAUCUGAAAAAGAAGAGAAACUAAUCAAGUUACUGAAAGAAAUUUGCUCUGAUAGACAGAAUAAAAUAAUAGUAUUUGUGGAAACUAAGAAAAAAGUUGACGAUAUCACCAAGGUGAUAAAACGAGAAGGAUUUGCAGCAAUUUCUAUACAUGGGGAUAAAUCCCAACCAGAACGUGACUACGUCCUAGGUGAGUUUAGAACUGGAAAAUUCUCCAUACUAGUGGCGACCGAUGUCGCAGCCAGGGGCCUGGAUGUUGAAGAUGUCAAAUCCGUCAUCAAUUUUGAUUACCCCAAUUCUAGUGAAGACUAUGUCCACCGUAUUGGCAGAACGGGCAGAUGUCAGCAAGCAGGAACUGCUUAUGCUUUCUUCACACCCAACAACCAACGCCAAGCCAAAGAUUUAAUAGCAGUUUUAGAAGAAGCUGGUCAAAAUGUAUCACCUCAACUUAUGGAACUAGCCCAAAACGCGAGAAACCCGCAAAAUGGCCGCAAUCGCUGGCACAAUAAUCGCAGCAAAGACAACUCGUCUCCCAGCAGUCAGAACUCAGGAGGAAAAGUCAAAACUUGGACCAACACGAAAGUUUUCAAUAAUUCAGGAGAAUUUAGACCAAAUAACAAUCCCAAUAAUAGUAAUGGUUUGAGAAAUGAUGGUAUGCAAAGGAAUCCAAGAAAUAAUUAUAAUGGGUUUCAAUAUCAGAAUAAUCAGUUCCAAAAUGGGCAAGGAUAUCAGCAGUCAUACAGUCCUCCCAAUAUGUACCAGCAACAACAGAUGCAGGGUGGUGCCUCUAAUAGAGGUUAUGGCAAUUCACGAACCUAUAAUAAUCAACGCUACAACCAGCGUCAAAACUACCAGGGUGCUGCCCCUACCAAUCCCAACAUGUACACACUUCCUCCUCACUACAUGAUGCAGUCUCCAGCCACCGAUGGAAUUCAAUCAAUCAUCAAUCACAAAUUCUUCCAGAACAGGGGUCUUCCUAAUGCAACUAACCCCUGUGCAUACCAAUCGAUGGGUCAAGGGCAGGCGACACCCUACAAUCAAUAUCCUGGAGCCGUUCAGUAUACUUAUCAAUAUACCCAGCCUCCUACUGCUGCAGUCCAGCAGUAAAAAAUCAAUUUUUCUUGCAUUAUGGAAAAGGAUGCUGGCAUGUCGGAAAAUUGAACAGAAUAAAAUUUGAAUAUUAGUUAUCGAAUAUUACUGUUGCAGGGUAUUUUUUGUACAUAUUUGACUGAGUUAACGAGGUCAUUUUGAAAUUUUGUGAGUAUUCUAAAUGAGCUGGUUUUUUGGAAACCUUUCGAUGUGCUUUAAGGUAGAUUGUGCAAAAAAACUGUGCAGGAAAGAAAUUAACGCAAUCCCAAUGAUUUAAUUUGUUAUUUAUUUUACAUCAUCUUGGCUGUGUUCACUGUAUUUUGUAAAACUGACGUGUUGGUUGGAUUCCUUUAAGGUGGUGGCACCACUGCUUUCUAAUCUAUUUCUAUUAUAAAUUUGGUGUUAGUUUGCUGCUGCGGCAACAUUAACGACUCCUCAACGUAAUGUUGAACCGUCCAGCAGCUGAUGUUUAUCUUUUAGGCUAGGUUUCACCAUCUCCAGUACCAUUUGUGAAAAACAAGAUGAAUGUGUUUGAGAUAGGGUAAUUUGCAUCAGUUAGUUCUUUUGUAUUGAUAAAUAACAAAAGUCAUCAUUAUACUUAUUUUGGGGAGUCAUGAAAAUAUAUUUUCGUGAAAUAAAUAUUGAAAUUUAUUUUCAUUAUUAGUAAUGUGAUAUUAAAUGUACUGGUUAUUUCAUAUUUAUUCAAAUCAUAUAUCAUUUAUUUAUUUUCUAGUAAGAAUUUGGAAAGUUUUCUCAACUGGUGUUGGUGAAAUCAGCACUCUAGUAUAUACUAUGUGUGAGUUGUUAGCAUUUAGUAACUAUCUGUAUGCUGUUGAAAUGCACGAAACAUAUAGAAGGGGAGUUUGGGCUUUGUUUUGUUAUAGUAUUUUGUGCAUAAGAUGCAAUCUGAAAUGUAUCAUACUGAAUAUAGUUGAUAUAAAAUGAAAAUAUUGUUCAAAGCAGUCAAAAGUUUAUAUUUCUAUACCAAAGGUUUGUAAUAUGACAAAUUUAUUGGAUGAAAACUGUAGCAACUUUCGAAAUUCAGGUAUUCGAUAAACAGAAAAAAUAUGGUAUUGUUGAGUACAACCUUCGUUUCGUCACAACUGUGCCAUUAUGAGAUUCAAAAAUUGCAACCAGAAAAAUCUAGGUCAAGUGUGAAUAAUGUAUGGAACCAAAAUUUCUGAAGUUUCUACAGUUGUUCAUCCUUUGAUAAAAAAUGUAGUUUUAUUUUGUUGAAUAUUAUAUUUUGUUUUUAUGUUCGAAUAUUGAAAACUGUAGCAUUUGGCAAGUUAUAGCUUUGGAAGUAUGGAUGUUUGACUGUACAGAGAUCAACCGGCGUGAGCGUUCACGUUUUUAUGAGUAUGUGUCGUGUGAUAGUGGCUCACACCAAAUUUUUUAUUUGUAAAUUGCGAUCUUGACAUGACUGCUAGUGUCGUGUACAUAUGUGUAGUAUUAAGUAUUUAACUCGUUCGUCGUUUAUAGCGUGGUGCUGAAGAGCUCACGUCCAUCUGUGAUAUUUAACGAGUAAAGGUAGCAAGAGAAUAAUAUAAUUAACUUUUCCGAAUCGGGAGAAGCUCCAAGGUGUGUUGUUUGAAAAAUGCAAUGUAUUUAACAUUGAUAGGAAUGUGAUAUUUUCCAUUAAGACUGAAAUAACUAUAUAUAUUUUUUUUAUACCAGGUCGCAAUACCCGGCCCAAGUUGGAACCUCAAAUUCACCUUUUGUGUCGUGUUUUUGUUUCUUUUUAUGAAAUAAGAGUUGAAGAGCGAUUCUCACAAAUCGGACCUAGUGCAAAUAUUUGUAAUGCACAAGAAAGUUAUUUCAUUAUUCUAUAAUGUUAUCAUAUCGCGCCAUUGCAUCGUAACGAUUGACGAUUUUACAUAAUAUUUAAUAUUUUUUAUUUACAGUAUAUGGAACUAUUCCUCUUUUGGAACAGUUUCACAAUCUCAAAGUACCUUGUAUUCAUAGGUCUCGACCAGAACUGUCUUGAAAACAAAAUGUGAUCUUAAAAAAGCACUGUUUUGGUCAUGAUUAGUAUGAUAGUUGAAACAUUCAUUAGGUUACAUGGCCCUCGCAUCGAAAACUCUCUAAAUGAUAAUAAUAUGAUUAUUUAAUAUACUCUUCUGUAAGUUUCCAACAAGUGCAUUUCUUGUAUGUAAUACAGUAUUAAUAUUCUAGUUGUAAUUUCAAAUAUCUUUCUUUUCGUUAUUAUUAUGUUAUUUGUUCCAUUUGUAAAUUGGAUGUGUAUGGAAAAUCCAUGAUGAAAAUUUAAAUAAAAGUUUAACUGAUAGAAA